AUGAAUGAAACUGAAGAGAAGCUGAUAACUGAGGACGAUCGCCACUAUGUAUUUGUCCGGCCCAAAGCAAUAGUGGGAUCGUCAGGCACUGUAUGGGCCAGCGAAACAGUUCGUUUGCGACAUGAGGAUCCAUCAGCUUUUGAGGUUGACGAACCGACACCUGGCAGUCCACAGUACUCACUGGGAUUUCGUAAAUGCUGCGCGCGACUACACGAUGACCUCUUUCUUUAUUAUGAUAUGACAGAGUCAGAUGACCUAGACAAAAUAUCCGGAGAAACAGGAAGUAACUGUAAAUUCUUCACUUACGAAAAAGAGGGAGCAGAGCACUUGAAAUUAAGGAUUGACAAUUUGUUGCAGUUUUGCGAAGACACAGAAAUGUCAGAGCACAAUAGGGCUCUGUUUGCUAGUCAGAUAAUACCAGUCACGAAACGCAUUUUAGAUGCCAUUGAUGAUCUGUUUAAAGAGGAAGUCGAUUCAAUGGAAAAAGAUGCGAGAAAGGACAGGAUUUUAAUGGUAACCAGUUCAUGUAAACAUGGUCUAGAAGUUCUCGGAGAUCUCUGCCUUCCACCUGUAAAGCCACGAUGGGCUGACCUUACAGAUGCUGGUCCGGGCGUAGGAGUUUCCAACUAAGAAGUUAGAUUUCGAGACGCCGAGUUAGCAAGGGUUCACAAUUCCGAUUAUAGAGUGCGAUGUCAUCGUUCGAGGGGCGACAGCGGGCAAGGUGAAGCCGAAAGGACAAACUCGGCAAUUUCUGAUGCUCUUGUGGAUGGCGCAACUCUAGAGUGGGAAAAAUAUAGGAGGUUUGAGGAUCUUUCAGAAGAGGAAAUCAAACAACUGUCUCUCCAGUCAUACGAAGAGUACGAAAAGAAACGGAUGGAGAAAAAUGCCUGGUAUGUCUGUAGUCAGGUAGCCGAGAGAAUUGAUGAUGCCCCUGUCCUUAAAGAUUACAUCAAGAACAAAGUAAGCGAGUCCCCUGAUGAUUUAUUCUUUUUCAAUUCUGUUUACCUCGACAACUAUCGGGGUGCAUCAGAACGAAACAAAGAGCAAGCGCCCGGUGCAGCAUACUUCCGAAAGAUCGAAUCGUUUAUGGAAGACCACUAUAUUCGUGGAGAACUUUUUAUGGAAUUCUGUCGUGAUGCCUGUAAAGAGUCAAGAGAAGAAAGUUCCAAUCUCUGUUCCUGGUGUUCUAACAAUAGAUGGGUCGGUCCAGAAACGGAAAGAAUUCCGCAACCUGUACCAGACUCAAACAAUCCUGGACAUUUCAUGGAUAUCUAUCAGACGGAAUCGACGGGCAGGACACCAGAUGAUUACCUUCCAAGAAAAUGUAUUAAAUAUCUGUACGAGGAACAUUCUGACAGUAUCAGAAACGAGCAGGAUACCAUGAAGAGCUUCUGCUCAAAAUAUAAUGUGGAAGAGAAGCACGUCAUUGCAUAUGUUAAUCAUUUGAAGGAUAUCGAGAUCCGAAAGGACAUGAGAACAAGAGCAGCUGAGGAGCGAAGAAGGCAAGAGGCCGAACGAACGUGCAAGGACUUUCAAUGGGAUAACCUCAUCGAGGGUGGCAAAGUUGAAAAGUUGCGG
Molecule: messenger RNA, 1578 nt
Organism: Porites lobata
Lineage: Eukaryota; Metazoa; Cnidaria; Anthozoa; Scleractinia; Poritidae
Source: the annotation of a GenBank genome assembly